Messenger RNA from Oryzias melastigma (Indian medaka), 521 nucleotides. Its product is annotated as placenta-specific protein 9. The record is from RefSeq and is a predicted model, not a curated record. The transcript has 3 exons. The coding region runs from base 141 to 446 and encodes 101 amino acids. NCBI's taxonomy places the organism in Eukaryota, Metazoa, Chordata, Actinopteri, Beloniformes, Adrianichthyidae.
AGGCGCUAAACAAAGUCAGGGGGAAGGGGGGGCUGCAGGAGAACCUCAGCUCAGUCAGAGGAGCUUCAAGUCUGGACUCCUCCUCCUUCAUUGUUGUGAGAACAUUCAGAACCCUUCGACGGCGGCUACUCCUCUUCAUCAUGAUCCAGUCCUCCUAUGGCGUGAUCGGACUCCUCCUCCUUCUAGCUUGCCUCACAGCAGCAGGUUCGGAGUCUGACCUGCGACCUCGAGCGGUGCGUUCAAGUGUCUGUCAAGAACACACGGAUCUUCACAGCCGCAUGGAUGCAGUGGAGAAGAGGAUGGAGGGCACAGUGGAGAACCUGGAGGCCGAGCUGGCUGCUCUUCUGGAUGCCAUCCAUGACACACAGUGGAGCCCCCUGCUGGACAAACCAGGACAGACAGCGGUGGACAUCCUGCAGGACCCAGAGCAGAGGGGCCGGUCCUGAUGAAUGAAGCAGGGGCAAAUCUGAGUGUGUGCUUCCAAAGAAAGCUUGUCAAUAAAAUGAGUUUUUUUGAGCAGA